Molecule: messenger RNA, 3129 nt
Organism: Lactuca sativa (garden lettuce)
Lineage: Eukaryota; Viridiplantae; Streptophyta; Magnoliopsida; Asterales; Asteraceae
Gene: AGO6
Product: Argonaute family protein
Molecular function (GO): protein binding; RNA binding
Source: RefSeq, a predicted model, not a curated record
UUUUCAUGAAAAAUGGUUUACAAAAUUACUGCAACUGUUGGGACGUAGUCGCUGCACCAUUACCAUCAACACUACUGAUUUGACUCGCUACAAGAAGCGGGAGAGAGAAUCAAACACCGAGUGCAUCGCUGUUUCUUCUCCAUUCUUCUCUAAAACCCUAAACAUUUCAACAAAACCCCAAUUUCGUCAUCGUCAAAAGGAGUUUUGUGGAUGUGAAAGAUGGAGAAAGUAAACAGUGAAGAUGAUAUUGGUUCUCCACAACAAGAUGACACACAACCUGAAGACAAAACAGAGCAACCAAAUCAUCAUACACGUUCUAUAAUCAAUAGGCCUGGAUUUGGAAGUGGUGGAAGACACAUUCCAUUGCUUGUUAAUCACUUCAAAGUUUCUAUCAAGAAUCCAGAUGAGAUAUUCUACCACUAUAGUGUUUCGAUCACUUCUGAAGAUGAUAGAGCAAUUGAGAACAAAGUUUUAGGGAGAAAAAUUCUUGACAAGCUUUACCAAACAUACUCAUCUGAACUUUCUGGUAAAAAAUUCGCCUAUGAUGGAGAAAAGAGUCUUUACACUGUUGGCCCUCUCCCACAAAAUCAAUCAGAAUUCAUGGUUGUAUUAGAAAAUUCGUUUGCAAAACGUGGAACCCCUUCUGAUGAUGAAACUGGUAAAAGGUCAAAACUGUCUUUUCAAGAGAAGACUUUCAAAGUAGAGAUUAAGUAUGCUGCUAAAAUACCAUUAAAUUCGGUCAAUCUUGCCCUUCAAGGAGCAGAGCCAGAAAAACUUCAAGAUUCUUUAAGGGUUCUUGAUAUUAUCUUGAGACAACAAGCAGCUCAAAGGGGAUGCCUUUUGGUCAAACAGUCAUUCUUUCAUGAUGACUCAAGAAACAUCACUGAUAUUGGAGGGGGUGUCACUGGAUGCUGUGGGUUUCAUUCUAGUUUUCAUCCAACACAUGGUGGUUUGUCACUAAAUAUGGAUGUAUCAACUACAUUGAUUCUUACUCCUGGACCUGUGAUUGAUUUUCUAAAAUCCAACCAAAAUGCACGCGAUUUUCGCUCUAUUGACUGGGUUAAGGCCAAGAAAAUGCUUAAAAACUUGAGAAUAAAAACAAGUCACAACAAUAUGGAAUUCAAGAUCACUGGGAUGAGUGAAAAACCUUGUAAUCAAUUACUGUUUCCUUUGAGAGUGAAAAAAGAUGAUGGGACAUAUGAUGAUGACAAGACAAUAAAUAUUACAGUGUUGGAUUAUUUUACCAAACACCGUAAAAUUGAAAUUACUUACUCUGCAUAUAUACCUUGCAUUGAUGUUGGGAAACCAAAGAAGCCUAACUAUUUGCCUUUGGAGCUUUGUUCUCUUGUUUCACUUCAACGGUAUACAAAGGCAUUAUCUACACUACAAAGAGCAUCUUUAGUUGAAAAAUCAAGACAAAAGCCUCCUGAAAAAAUGCGAGUUAUAACCGAUGCUAUGAAAAAGUAUAAUUACGAUGACGACCCUUUACUCGCUUCGUGUGGAAUCACUAUUGAGAAACAACUUGCUCAAGUUGAGGGUCGUGUUCUUGAUGCACCAAAGUUGAAGGUUGGUAAUGGAGAAGACAUUUCUCCUCGUAAUGGGCGAUGGAACUUUAACAACAAGAAGCUUUUUACUCCCAUUAACAUUGAGAAAUGGGUAGUUGUUAAUUUUUCUGCCAGGUGUGAUGCAAGUUAUCUUUCGCGAGAGCUCAUAAAUUGUGGAAGAAAUAAAGGAAUCAUUAUUGAUCGCCCAUUUUCACUAAUGGAAGAAGACCCACAAAAUCGAAAAUUUGGCCCUGUAAUACGUGUGGAAAAAAUGUUUGACCAAAUUUUAGCAAAACUCCCUGGUGCCCCUCAAUUUCUCCUUUGCAUAUUGCCAGAAAGAAAAAAUUCUGACUUAUAUGGUCCUUGGAAGAAAAAAUGUUUAAGUGAUUAUGGAGUAGUCACACAGUGCAUGUGUCCAGUCAAAAUCACUGACCAAUAUCUCACAAAUGUGCUUUUGAAAAUUAAUUCCAAGCUUGGUGGGAUCAAUUCUUUAUUAGCAAUUGAAGGUUGCAUUCCCCUCAUAAAUGACACUCCAACAAUGAUAAUGGGGAUGGAUGUUUCUCACGGGUCGCCGGGUCGAUCCGAUAUCCCUUCAAUUGCUGCGGUUGUUGGAUCAAGGUCAUGGCCAUUGAUAUCAAGAUAUAAAGCAUCUGUUAGGGCUCAAUCAUCAAAGAUGGAAAUGAUUGAAGGUUUGUUUAAACCACAAGCAGAUGGUACAGAUGAUGGCAUAAUGAGUGAACUACUUUUGGAAUUUUAUCAAACAAGCAAUCAAAGGAAACCAACUCAAAUUAUAGUAUUCAGGGAUGGUGUGAGCGAAUCACAGUUCAGUCAAGUUCUAAAUUUUGAGUUGGAUCAAAUGAUCAAGGCUUACCAGUAUCUUGGUGAAGUCGAUGUUCCUAAAUUCACAGUAAUUAUAGCUCAAAAGAAUCACCACACAAAGCUCUUCCAAGCUAAUGCCCCUGAAAAUGUCCCUUCUGGUACCGUGGUAGACAGUAAAAUUGUGCAUCCAAGAAACUAUGAUUUUUACAUGUGUGCUCAAUCAGGAAUGAUUGGCACUUCGCGACCUGCUCACUAUCAUGUCUUGCUUGAUGAAAUCGGUUUCUCUCCUGAUCACCUCCAAAAUCUAAUCCUUUCCUUAUCAUAUGUGUAUCAAAGAAGUAGCUCUGCAACUUCAAUCGUGGCUCCGGUUUCUUACGCUCAUCUUGCUGCCCAACAAGUCGGGCAGUUUAUAAAGUUCGAUGAUAUGGCGGAAAGUAUUAGUUCAGUAGGAAGUAUACCAGUGCCCGAGCUGCCCAAGUUGCAUGAGGAUGUUCAAGGGUCCAUGUUCUUUUGUUAACGUGUUACAUUUUUAUUGGUAAUUGUAAAUUUAUAAGGUGCAUAGUGUUAAUUAAUGUAGGCUCUUUUUGGGUUAUUAUUAUUUUUUUGGUGAAUUAGAGGCCACGUCACUAUUUUGUGGUUUUAUUGUAGGGUAUAGUCAAUUAGUCAUGUGGGUACUUUGAAGAUAGUCCCAUAACUUGAGCCUUAAUGUAGUAUGGAGUAUGGACCUUUUGGUAUUGAUUAAAGUGCCCUUGUGCCUUUGCUUGUU